CCGCCGGGAGGGCAUCUCCGUCCGUCCCUCCGUCCCUGGGUCGGUCCAUGUUCUGGAAGAAUAAUGAGAGCCCUUCCUCCUCCGGCCCUCCGCCCGAGGGACAGCAGCUCCACCCGCGGACCCAGGCCCAGUCCGAGGGGGAAGCGCUGGCCCCGGCUCCCCUUCCUCCCCCUCCUCCUCCGCCGGGGCCCCUGGAGAAAGAGGAGCCCCGCUCGGGGGCCAGCAGCCCGGCCUCCUCCUCCGCCUCCUCCUCGGGGCCCUCGGUCUGCUCGCCGCCUUCCUCGGCCUCGGCCUCCUCCCGGCCGCCCUCCGGCCCCAAGAACCUCUGCUCCAGCUGCGGCCAAGAGAUCCUCGACCGGUACCUGCUUAAGGUGAACAACCUGAGCUGGCACGGGCGCUGCCUGGCCUGCUCCGUCUGCCGGACCUCCCUCCGGCAGCAGAACAGCUGCUACGUCAAGAACAAGGAGAUCUUCUGCAAAGGAUACUUCAGCCGGUUUGGUACAAAAUGUGCCCGCUGUGGGAGGCAGAUCUAUGCCAGCGACUGGGUCCGGAGAGCCCGGGGCAAUGCCUACCACUUGGCAUGCUUUGCUUGUUUCUCUUGUAAGAGGCAGCUGUCCACUGGAGAAGAGUUUGGCUUAGUGGAAGAGAAGGUCCUCUGUCGGAUCCACUACGACACUAUGAUAGAAAACCUCAAGCGCGCAGCGGAGAACGGGAACGGCAUCACAUUGGAAGGGGCAGUUCCUUCUGAGCAAGACAGCCAGCCCAAGCCGGCCAAAAGAGCCCGGACGUCCUUCACGGCGGAGCAGCUGCAGGUCAUGCAAGCACAAUUUGCUCAGGAUAACAACCCGGAUGCGCAGACCCUUCAGAAACUGGCCGACAUGACGGGGCUGAGCAGGAGAGUUAUUCAGGUUUGGUUUCAGAACUGCCGAGCGCGGCAUAAAAAGCACACGCCCCAACACCCGGUGCCAGCGUCUGGAGGUUCCCAGUCUCGCAUCCCCUCCGUGUUGCCUGAUGACAUCCACUACUCCCCCUUCAGCAGUCCUGAAAGGGCCAGGAUGGUGACGCUCCACAGCUACAUAGAAAGUCAGGUACAGUGUGGGCAAAUGCACUGCCGCCUCCCCUACGCUGGCCCUCCUGUGCACCUCAAAGCCGACAUGGAAGGACCCCUAGCAAGUCGGGGGGAGAAGGUCAUCCUCUUUCAGUACUGACUAUUUGUGCUCCUCCUGAUCUCCGGGGGAUUUGUUCAUGGUAGGAUUUGUUUUCAGUGACGCUGCUGCUCAACCAUGUGCCAUGCAACCCGUGGCAACUCAGCACAGUAGGAUGGCCAUUGCAUAGGCUGCCAGAAGAACCCACUUCCGGUAUUCCUGGCCCCUUCUUCUGAUCUGGCAUCUGAACCUCGUAACCAAUCUCUGGAACCACCACUGCAAUCUCUCAAGCACCUGGUUGUGUUCUCCACUUGGUCCUCCCUUGGGAUGGCAACUUGUUGGCUGACAAAGACUUCCAAGGCAGCAGUGUCCUCUCUGAUGGAACAACUCAAACCUACCAGCCCUUAUGCUGUUCUCAGCAGGGGAGGAAGAGGGGAGUAACUCACUUCAAGCUGAGGAUGGCUUGGCCUCUGACUCUUGACCACAUCAAGAAGAGAAACUGAGUUUCUGAAGCUAAAUUGUUCACAAUCUUAAAUCUGUGUAACAAUCAAGUUGGCUGACCAGUCUGUUUGGCCAUCAUACAGAGACCUGGAAAGUAAAUUGUUUCUUCUCCCACUCCAUCCAAUAAUUUUGGUAGCAGAGACUAUGGACCUUGGCCUUUCAACUCUGAGGGUUGUUUGACUCUCUUUUGUCAAGAAAAUGCCUGUCUGUCCCUUUAACAGAUAGGAGUUUGCAGCUCUGAAACCCAAAUGCUGGUAACCUGUAACUGGGAGAAACCAGGUGGUUCUCAAACAAUCAUAUAUACUUUUUAACCCAACCACACAGUAGCGGAAAGAUGAGCUAUAGGGAAAUUAAAAAAAAAAUCUUUUCUAACUCCUAGGAGCCAGAUUCAAAUCAUCAGGGUCCAGAUUACUAGGGCGAAGGCAAGAAAAUGUUUAAAUAUAUCUUGGUGUCAGCAUGAAAGUUUUGUUUAGGAGACAGGAAUGAUGGGAUGCAAGUCAGUCUCUUAGGGUACAGUUUUGUGAGCUCCAACUGGCACUUGCCCUCCCAAGAUUUCUUCCACUAUGAAGAGGUGGCUGCUGACAUUGUGUGGUGCUGCCUUUAGAUCCAAAAUGCCUAGCCCUGUGAUGUGACACCCCUGCCCCAAAUUUGUGCUGCACCAGUGGCAUUACCAGGGAACAGGCAUUUGAGCAAUGGUGCUAUUGUGUGAAGCUGUUUAGGGUCAAUGUUUCUGUGCUUCUAACUCCCAUGGUCUAGGUUUGUAGUCUAGACCAGUGUGGGAUGCCAAUGUGACUGUGAGCACCAGGAGGGUUCCUUGCCUUCUGAAAAAAAUUCUUGUGCCUUUGAAGGCAACAUGUAAAAACAGAAAACUAACGGCAUGCUAUUUAGCAGCCUUUGUCGGUGGAGAGUGGAUAGGUACAAGAAAGACAGACGUGCAGCCUAGUUCUAAUCAAACUGAUUUAAAAGUGUCAGCUGAGUUCUGCUCUCCCCAGGAAAUGAGCCUAGGAGUUAUUCCUAUUCCUGACGCUCGGUCUGGAUUAGGCACAGAAUAUGGACCGAGAGAGUUGUGGCUUUCACAUGCCCAAGGGUGGCAUCAAACAAAACAGCAGUCACACAAGGGGCCCACUUGGAUAGGGGCACAGUUUUAAAAAUCCUUUCUCCACUUAUUUUUUAGAGUCACAGUUUUAAAAAAUCACUGCUCCACUUUAACCCCCCCCCUCCGAUUUCUCCCACAUCUGCUGUUCAACAUGUCAUCUUAGAAAACAACAUAACAGAUAGCACCAUCUUCCCAUGGAGAAGGCUUGCCGUAAUAGUGUCCUCAACAGCUACCCUGGAUGCAGUGCACAUUUGUUAUCAGCAACUGAACGAGGCAUGAGCUGAAAUGAUGUGAUAAUUUAUAUUAUAAGUUCUCUUUGUUAAUCAUUCUAAGGGUAAGAAUACUACUCUCUGCUCCACACCAUUCCUCCUCUCCAACCCUGCAGGAAAUCUUGGUCUGUCUUCCUUGCAAAAGUCAGGAAGCAGCCAGGGAUGGAGGCUCUUACCAUUUGAGAAUUUUGUUUGGGCUCUGCCAGGUUCCCCCCCCUUUUUAGGGUGUUUCCCCCCCCUU
Messenger RNA from Sceloporus undulatus (fence lizard), 3252 nucleotides. RefSeq names its product LIM homeobox 6 (gene LHX6). The record is from RefSeq and is a predicted model, not a curated record. NCBI's taxonomy places the organism in Eukaryota, Metazoa, Chordata, Lepidosauria, Squamata, Phrynosomatidae. Gene Ontology annotation, molecular function: RNA polymerase II transcription regulatory region sequence-specific DNA binding; DNA-binding transcription factor activity, RNA polymerase II-specific. Gene Ontology annotation, cellular component: nucleus. Gene Ontology annotation, biological process: forebrain neuron development; neuron differentiation; regulation of transcription by RNA polymerase II.